GGUGUUUUGCGUAAAAUCGUGCCAAAAAGGAAAAGUGCCAACCGGAAAAGUGCACCACGGAGAGAAACGAAAAUCCUGCACACAGCGCACUAGCCAGCGAUGCCGCCGAAAAAGAAGGGAAACAAAAAGAACCAGGACUGGGAGGACGAUGAGCCGGAAAAGUCCCCAGCGGUCGCGCUAGACGGUGGUAAAGGUUCGAAAAAGAAGGGGGGAGCGAAAGGUGACAACGUGGAUUCGGAGGAUGAAAGUGGGCCAGCUGCUGCAAGUCGUUCUGCUCCUGCCAAGAAGGCCACUCAGGCCGCCAGCAAAAAGGGCAAGAAGGGCAAGAAGGGCGACGACGAUUGGAGCGAGGAUGAGGCCCCCGCAAAGGGUGGUGGAGCGCGUGGUAAGCCGGCACCGGUCGAUUCGGAUGCGGAGGAGGACAAGAAGGUGGUAACGAAGCAGCCGGCCAAGAAGGAAGCGAAGAAGGCGACGGUGGCGGCCAAGGGUAAAGGCAAGGGAAAGAAGGAUGACGAUUGGUCGGAUAAGGAGGAUAAGGAAAUCGAUCUUUUGGCCGGUGGACGAUCGGAUGACUCGGAGGAUGAAGACGAGAUAGCGAUGGUGGCCAGCAAAAAGGGUGCCAAGAAGAAGCAGCAACAGCCGGCGAAGAAGGGUGCCAACAAGAAGCCGGUGGAGGAACCGUCGGAAGAGGAAAGCGAGUCCGAGCCGGAUGAUGACGAGGAAGAGGUGGAGAGUGAAUCCCCGGAACCGGAACCCGUGAAACCGACAAAAGAAGUACCGAAAGCUGUUCCGGCGAAGGUCGCUGAACCGGAACCGGUGAAGCAGGAAGAGCCCAAGAAGGAGGAACCAGUCGUGGAAAGUAAGCCACAGCCGGAGAAGGCGAGCAAGAAGAGUGCCAAGAAGGAACCGGAACCACCGAAAGACGAUGAGGACGGUGAGGCCGAUGAGAUGGAUGAGGUGGCGGACAAGGUAGCGGAAGAGUUGACACUAGAUGAGGCGGACAAAGAGAAGAAAUUGACGCACAAGGAAAAGAAGAAGCUCAAGAAGCAGCAAGAGUUCGAGCGGAUGCAGGAAGCGAUGCUGCGGAAGGGUGGCCAGGGUCACUCGGAUCUCGACAGUAACUUCACGAUGUCCCAGGCCCAGAAGACGGGCAACCAGAGCAAACAUCAGGAUCAUGCCGUUGACAUCAAGAUCGAGAACUUUACCAUCUCGGCCAAGGGUAACGAUCUGUUCGUGAACGCCAAUCUGCUGAUCGCAAACGGACGCCACUAUGGGCUGGUCGGUCCUAAUGGACAUGGCAAGACGACUCUGCUGCGCCACAUCGCUAACCGUGCCUUUGCCAUUCCGCCCAACAUUGAUGUGUUGCUGUGCGAGCAGGAAGUGGUCGCCGAUGAGACGUCGGCCGUCGAGACGGUGUUGAAGGCGGACGUUAAGCGAACGGCACUGUUGCAGCAGUGCAAGGAACUGGAAGAGGCUGUCGAGAAUGGAAAGAUCGAGUUGCAGGAUCGGUUACAGGAGGUGUACAAUGAGCUGAAGGCGAUCGGUGCUGAUUCGGCGGAACCACGUGCCCGCCGUAUUCUGGCCGGUUUGGGCUUUUCGCGUGAAAUGCAGAACCGUCCAACGAAUGCGUUCUCCGGUGGUUGGCGUAUGCGUGUAUCGUUGGCGCGAGCACUCUUCAUCGAACCGACGUUGCUGCUGCUCGAUGAACCGACGAACCAUCUCGAUCUGAACGCCGUCAUCUGGCUUGACAAUUAUCUGCAGGGGUGGAAAAAGACGCUGCUGAUCGUAUCUCACGACCAGUCCUUCCUCGACAACGUGUGCAAUGAGAUUAUUCACUUGGACAAUAAGAAGCUGUACUACUACAAGGGUAACUACACGAUGUUCAAGAAGAUGUACGUGCAGAAGCGCCGCGAGAUGAUCAAGGAUUACGAGAAGCAGGAACGCCGACUGAAGGAGCUGAAGGCUCAUGGUCAAUCGAAGAAGGCGGCGGAAAAGAAACAGAAGGAGAACCUAACGCGCAAACAGGAGAAGGGACGCAGCAAGAACCAGAAACCGGGUGAGGAAGAUGAGGGCCCCGUGGAGCUGCUUUCGAAGCCGAAGGAGUACAUCGUGAAGUUUAGCUUUCCCGAUCCACCACCGCUACAACCACCGAUUCUUGGAUUACACAAUUGCAACUUUAAUUUCCCCAAUCAGAAGCCACUGUUCAUCGGAGCUGAUUUUGGUAUCGAUCUAAGUAGCCGAGUGGCAAUUGUUGGUCCGAAUGGUGUCGGCAAAUCAACGUUCCUGAAGUUGCUAGUCGGUGAGCUGGAACCAAUACAGGGCGAGGUGAAGCGUAACCAUCGAUUGCGCAUCGGUCGGUUCGAUCAGCACUCGGGCGAACAUCUGACGGCGGAGGAAACACCGGCCGAGUAUCUUCAGCGGUUGUUUAAUCUACCGUACGAGAAGGCUCGCAAGCAGCUCGGUACGUUCGGGCUCGCGAGUCACGCGCACACGAUCAAAAUGAAGGAUCUGUCCGGUGGACAGAAGGCUCGUGUAGCGUUGGCCGAGCUGUGCCUCAAUGCACCCGAUGUGCUGAUUCUUGAUGAACCUACGAAUAAUCUGGACAUUGAAUCGAUUGAUGCCCUGGCGGAAGCGAUCAACGAUUACAAGGGCGGCGUGAUUAUCGUAUCCCACGACGAGCGGCUUAUCCGUGAGACCGAGUGUGCGCUGUACGUGAUCGAGGAGCAGACGAUCAACGAGGUGGACGGUGAUUUCGAUGACUACCGGAAGGAGGUGCUGGACAGUUUGGGCGAGAUCAUCAACAACCCGAGUAUAUCGGCCAACGCAGCCGUGCUGCAGUGAUCCGUGUAUUGGGGUAUUCGUUGGCAGGCGUCGUUGCGAUUGUUGAUGCUUCCUUUGUCUUCUUCUCCAUCUUCUUGUCGCAGAACCUUUCUUUCGAAAAUUCGUUUUUAUUAUUAGCAUUUUGAAAAGAAUAUACAAUUAUGGCGCCACUAGCA
Anopheles darlingi is the source of this 2996-nucleotide messenger RNA. Its product is annotated as ATP-binding cassette sub-family F member 1. The transcript is spliced from 2 exons. NCBI's taxonomy places the organism in Eukaryota, Metazoa, Arthropoda, Insecta, Diptera, Culicidae. The coding region runs from base 100 to 2841 and encodes 913 amino acids. Gene Ontology annotation, molecular function: ATP hydrolysis activity; ATP binding. The record is from RefSeq and is a predicted model, not a curated record.